Molecule: messenger RNA, 3198 nt
Organism: Ceratina calcarata
Lineage: Eukaryota; Metazoa; Arthropoda; Insecta; Hymenoptera; Apidae
Gene: RhoGAP68F
Product: Rho GTPase activating protein at 68F
Exons: 10
Coding region: 280-1734 (484 amino acids)
Biological process (GO): negative regulation of endocytic recycling; small GTPase-mediated signal transduction
Cellular component (GO): cytoplasm
Molecular function (GO): GTPase activator activity
Source: RefSeq, a predicted model, not a curated record
UUUUGCCUCCCGUGAAAACAGCCAAUACAUACAUCGGUUAGUCGCGGGGUAGGGAAAGGGAGUCGACGGGUGACUUCAGAUCUACGAAUUGCAAUUAGCGACACAACAAAUGAAAGCGUGACGUGAAUACGCUGGUUUGCCCGUUUGCCGUACACCGCGUUGAGAUAAUGUCGUACGAGAAGAAAAACGUUGUCCGUUUGUAAAGCAAGGCAGCGCGAGGGCCCACAUAGCCAGUAAAUGUGAUCGCUCGGCAUUGUUUUAUCGCGCAGUUGCCAGAAAAUGGAAGCAGACUAUCAACCGACGCUGAGCCCGACACGAACUUUGACAGCAAUAGCUAAUGACGUCGAAGACCCAUACCCAAGUUUGUCAGAUAAUCAUGAUUAUGAGCCCAACUUGGAGUUCGAUGAUACGGAGCUGCAGACCACUUCAAAUAAUGAAGAGAAAUUGGAUUUAAUCAGCACUGGUGCUGGUACAGGAACAGAUUAUCUGGAGAGUCCGGUGAGCGAUGGGACUAUCGAAGAGAACUUUGAAGAAGCUUUGGUAGAUGCUCCAGUUAUCGAAUCCGCAGAAGAUCUCGCCGCGUUGGAUGGUGAACUCGCGGACGAAGAAGAUUAUCUUGACAUUGCAAGACAUGGCAUUGUAGAAGUGGUCGGUGAUGAUAGUGCUGGUCGUAAAAUAAUAGUAGUAUCUGCAUGUAAAUUACCUCCCAUUGGGAAGGAAACGUUUAACCAUGCCAAACUUCUCAGGUAUCUCACGCAUACUUUAGACACGUUUGUAGAACAGGAUUAUAGCCUAGUUUACUUCCACUAUGGUCUCACGUCAAAAAAUAAACCACCACUAUCCUGGUUAUGGCAAGCAUAUAAAGCUUUUGACAGAAAGUAUAAAAAAAAUUUGAAAGCUUUGUAUUUAGUGCAUCCAACCAAUUUCAUUAGAAUCGUAUGGCAAAUAUUUAAGCCAGCCAUUAGUGCGAAGUUUGGUCGGAAAAUGAUGUAUGUCAAUUAUUUGGAAGAACUGGCACAAUACGUUAAUCUUGAUCAACUUAUUAUACCUCCCCAAGUAAUAGAACACAAUGAACAGCUAAUGUUAAAGAACAAAAAGAAUUUACCAACGAGUCCACCUCAGAGUACGGUAACAACACCGGUUGGAACCACUCAAUUUGGAGCGAGUCUGUUGUUUAUUAAAGAGAACAACAACGGCGAUGCCAUACCACCAAUAGUGAGACAGUGUAUCGAAUUCCUUGAUACGCCGGAUGCAUUAGAGACAGAAGGAAUAUUUAGAAGAUCCGCGAACGUAGCAGUAGUUAAAGAACUUCAGCAUCGGUGUAAUCAAGGAUUACCCGUUAAUUUCCAAGGAGAUCCGCACAUAGCAGCCGUUCUUCUUAAAACAUUUCUUCGCGAAUUAGACGAGCCUCUUAUGACGUACGAUUUGUACGACGAAAUAACACAAUUUCAAGCUCUGUCAAAAGACGAGCGUCCAAGAAGAGUUAAAAUAUUAGUGCUUGAGAAACUUCCAGAGGACAAUUAUCAGCUUUUGAAAUACAUUGUACAAUUUUUAUCGAGGGUGAUGGAUCGAUGUGAUUUAAACAAAAUGACGUCGAGUAAUCUCGCCGUUGUGUUUGGUCCAAAUCUCGUUAGAGCACCACCGUCACGCGGCAUGUCGCUAUCUGCGAUAGGUCCUAUUAAUCAAUUCGUAGACUUUCUAUUCACCCAUCAGGAUAAAAUAUUUAUUAUAUAAAAGGAGAACUUGUAGAACCGAAUGGUAAAGAGGCCUAAUUUGAAACGAAGUUGAUACAGUUUAUGUAUGUUAUAGAAGAACGGAAAUCCUAUAAAUUUCGCUGCCGAGUUUGAUAUUGUAUAAACUUACAUGACACAACUUCGAAGAAAAUUUUAUAGGAUUUUUAUUGGAAGUCACGACAUACACGCGUCCGAAGUUCUACGACUUCUUAUAUUAGAUAUUUUGAAUAUAACAAAUCUCGUUUAGAUCUUCGAAGUCAUGUUGAAACUUGGGGUCCGAAGCAAAUCUGCACGUAACACAAUUCGUGUAUAAUAUUCAUAUUUAAUUAUAACAUUCGUACUUUGUUGAUUAAAAUAUUUUUAUAUUCAAAUAUGUAUACAGAUAGAGAAAUACCUGCAUACCUAAUGUUACAAAUAGCGCUUAGUUAUACAGCUUGCACAAAAUCUCAUUUUCCAACAGAUCGAUAUAACGAUUUAUUUUGCAAAUUGAUAUAUGAUUUUGAAUGAACGUCGGAAAGACGAAUAAUGAGGUCCUGGAUAAAUGGAGUUACGGAAUAAUUGAGGUAUAAAGUGUGAUGAAAAUUAAUAGUAUACCAAAGAUACAUGAAAAUGUCAUGCAAAAUAGAGAAUUAUUUAAAAAAUAAUAUAACGUAUAGCAAGAAUAGACGAGCAAAUUACGAUGGUUUGUAUAGAAACACCAUGCUCGCGUAAUUUUAUUAACUUAAGAAGAAUUGAUAUAACGAAAGUCAUAAGAGUCAUAAUUAUUUACAGUCAUAAUUAUUAUAUCCUGUUAUAGGUGAUUAGUAUAGCCAAAGCGAGGAAUGAUAAUGAAUUAUAAAUUAUCGAUACGCGGCAUCCUUCGUACUGAGACUAUGUAUAUGUAUAUACGCGAGAUCUAACAAUGCUACAGGCUUAAUUUCACUAAAUGAAAUUAUUUUGUUUCUUUUUAAUAACUCAUCUAAAAGAAAUUCUAAUGCAUUCUUUAAAUAAAAUUAAAUAAAGUUUAUAAUUUUUAAUACAAUAAAGAAUUAUUAGUAAAAGAUCCAACAACAAAUGAGAGAGCACAUUAUAUAGUUGUUUAAUUAAAAAUCUCAACGCGAAAAUUAUUAUUCGUUUGCACAUAAUAAUUUAACGAUUAGAUUAAAAUUAUUGUCAGGGUAUUAUAAAAUGUAAUACUUAGUGUAAUGUCUUGUCAUUUCAAGGAUAAAAGACUUAUACUAAUCUCUCCACUAUCAUAUAUAUUUGUACAUUUUCUUAAAUAGUCCUGCCAUUAUGGGUUCCUGGGAUAAUACAGAGGCGGUUAAUCGCCUUGGCAUUCUCUAUUAUGGAAGGAAACUAACCCGGACCUAUAUAGAACUGACACGAUUCAAUUACAUUCCUUGUUAUCGAUAGAUUGAACAUAUUGUAACAAAGUAUAAUUAAUUUAUAUGAGAAUACUAGAAUAAUAUGUAUACUACACAAUGUA